CGCUUUCAUAACUCUCAAAUAUGCUCUUUGGAAUCGGUAUACUUGGUACAUAAGUGAUGCAUUCCGCAGCGUUGUUGCCAUCAGGGAACCCUGGAACCAGAAUCCAUGUGGUCAGUAAAUUAGCGAGCACAAUUAGAUGGAGUGCCGGUCUCGACCAAAACAAAAAGCUGCGUAAGCAACCACAAUCCCUCCUCAUAUGGGAUCGGACUGCAUCUGAGGACAUCUACUGGUUAGAUUCGAGCGAACAGGUUAUGAUUUUCCAAGUGCAGGCUGAGGCUGAAGUGGGGAGACCGAAAAUGGUAUCAGCGAUCUGUGGGGACAAAGCAGAGCGGGAAGUAUAUCUCGAGCGGGCCGAAGACCCUGGUGCCUGUCUAGCAUGCUUUACUCAAGGCAUUAACCGCUCAGAUAUAUGGCAGCUGAAGGGCAGCAGGAGGAUCAUAGGCCAUGAAUGUUCAUUGCCAUUAGCAAUAGCAACAGGGAGCAAUUCCGAGUUGACUGAAUGUCGGUGACACCAAUGCCACACAUGAUAAGUCCCUAACCACCAAGGUCCUCAUAUCGGAGAACCCCCGCAAGCAGCGCACCGAUAUCCGUGAUUCACUCGCGAUAUAAAAAUUGCAUUUCACGGAAC
Molecule: messenger RNA, 628 nt
Organism: Xylona heveae TC161
Lineage: Eukaryota; Fungi; Ascomycota; Xylonomycetes; Xylonales; Xylonaceae
Exons: 1
Coding region: 57-509 (150 amino acids)
Source: RefSeq, a predicted model, not a curated record